Molecule: messenger RNA, 1823 nt
Organism: Caenorhabditis sp. 36 PRJEB53466
Lineage: Eukaryota; Metazoa; Nematoda; Chromadorea; Rhabditida; Rhabditidae
Source: the annotation of a GenBank genome assembly
AUGAGCACUUCUUGCGAUCUGUGGUCGGUGCGGAGCGUGCGAUUGCGGGUCGCAGUCGCCAUCGCACUGGCCCUUACCAUCGAAGGAUUGAUGCGCUCGAACCUGAACAUGGUCAAUAGUUGCCAGUUGGUAUUGGUCGGACUACGAAAACGUUCUUCAGGCUAUAGUGUGUAUGCUAAACAGUACGGCACUGACGGACGGCAAGCCGAUGAUCUCUUCGAACUCGUCACUGGACCGGUCUACUACGCCGCUGUGCCCGAUGCUCCAGUUCGGCGAAGCGGAGAAGGUGGAACAUGUGAGUAGAGAUCAGUCUGACCACAUUCAUUGUUGGAAAGGGGCACUUUGCAGAGAGGCACAAUCUUCUGGACGUCUCAAGAUCGCGCCAUCAUCUUUGCCUCGUUCUACGCGGGUGGAUUGGCGGCCACGCUCGCCUCCGAACUGCUCAAUCGCUACAUCGGCGCGACGCGGAGUGUGUUGUACGGCGGCAUCGCGAACGUCGUCGGCACAUUCCUCACGCCGUUUGUCGCAUCACAGACUAACUUCGGAACAUUCCCGAUAAUCUUACUACGAUUUGUGAUGGGAUUUGGGCAGGUACGCGCGUUGUUUAUCCGUCCAACGACCAUCCCAUCCAUCCAUGAUCGUUCAGGGCGUUCUCUGGCCGUGCAUGCUCGUCCUCAUUGCUCAGUGGUUUCCAGCCAACGAAAAGUCGACGGCGUUGGCAAUCGCGACCACUGGCAACCAACUCUCGGUCAUAAUUGCCAUGUUCGUGACCGCCGAGCUGUGUCAGUUGCCAUGGGGAUGGCCGAUGGCUUUCCACGUGUACGCAGUGUGCGGCAUCGUGAUGUGCAUCAUCUGGUACAUGCUCGUAUACGAUUCGCCGUGCCACGCCGACGACAAACUCUCGAAGGAGGAACUACAGUACAUCACGACGGAACGGAGGAGGCCGCGGCCGCAGAAUCCGAAUUGGGUGGCUCUUCUGAAGUCUCCGGUCGUCUGGGCCAUUGCCGCUUCUUCGUUUGCACACAAUUAUGUGACGGUCGGAACGAUCACUUAUCUGCCUUUGUACUACAAGACAGUUCUGAACAUGAGUCUGACAUCAGUAAGAGAACUUGGAGAGGGAAGAAACUUUUGGUGUCAUUAUUUCAGAAUGGAAUCCUCUCAGCUAUCCCGUUUGUUCUUCAAUUCAUCUCAAAGAUCUUCUACGCCGGACUGGCUGACAGUGCCAGAAAACAGAAUUGGUUCAGUUUCGACACGGUCACAAAGAUCUCCAACUCCAGUGGUAACGAACACAUUAACCAAGCUUCUGGAACAUUCCAAUCUUUGCAGCCUCGUUCGGAAUCGCUCUCUGCUUCGGGCUCCUGUGCUUCUGCGACUGCUCGCAAAGAGUUGCGGCCAUCUUCCUGAUCUGUGUGGCAAUGGCGUUUGUUUCCGGCUACAUCCCCGGCUACAACACGAGUGCGGUCACAAUCGCUCCGGCUCAGACCGCCGCCAUCGCCGCUUUCUCCAGAUUCUGGGGUCAGAUUGCCUCUUCGGUAGCUCCGUAUCACAUCGGAGCGUCCACGAAACAGGGAACGGCCGAGGAAUGGAAGAUGGUGUUUCUGGUGAUAUCGCUGAUUUGUUUUGUGACCGGAAUCUUCUUCCAAUGCUGUGGUACAGGUAUUCAAAGUUCUCCAAAUGCUUCUCCCGAUCAUCGUUUCCCUUUUGCAGCAAGUCUUCAAGACUGGGACUCUGAUCACUCGAAGGCGCCGAUGGAGAUUGCUAGGGAAGAGCUGAUCGACAGUUCAAAGCUCGACGACUCGACGCGAGUGACGAACGUCGAAUAG